Carya illinoinensis is the source of this 1685-nucleotide messenger RNA. RefSeq names its product fructose-bisphosphate aldolase 6, cytosolic-like. The transcript is spliced from 4 exons. Bases 347 to 1414 code for a protein of 355 amino acids. Gene Ontology annotation, molecular function: fructose-bisphosphate aldolase activity. NCBI's taxonomy places the organism in Eukaryota, Viridiplantae, Streptophyta, Magnoliopsida, Fagales, Juglandaceae. Gene Ontology annotation, biological process: fructose 1,6-bisphosphate metabolic process; glycolytic process. The record is from RefSeq and is a predicted model, not a curated record. Gene Ontology annotation, cellular component: cytosol.
UCAGUUGGGCCGGCCCAAGGCUAAAAAUGUAAACCGAGCGACUUCCCAAUCUACACCGUUGCUUGCAGAAAAAGCCGAAACAGAGAAGCGACGAUAUCGAUACCAACCAAAGCCUUCUCAGCUGAGUCAGCUCCCACUUCCCUGUCUCCCUCACCUAAAUAUAAACCCCCCUCUUUUUCAUUCUUUGUCUCCAAACGCUCUCCCUUUCCCUCAGAACAAAACUUCUCUCAGUUCCCUUUUAUUGACAAGUACAGAAAAUGUCGGCUUUCAAGAGCAAAUACCAGGCUUCUGGUUGGUUAGUGAUAAAUCGAAUACUAAGUACGCCAUACAGAAGAAUGAAUCGGGAAUGAAAAUUAUGGGUCUGGACGAGCUUAUUGCUAAUGCUGCAUACAUUGGCACCCCUGGGAAGGGUAUCCUUGCCGCUGAUGAGUCAACUGGUACCAUUGGCAAGCGUCUUUCCAGCAUUAAUGUCGAGAAUGUUGAGGAGAACAGGCGUGCUCUCCGAGAGCUUCUGUUCACCACUCCUGGUGCCCUCCAAUACCUCAGUGGAGUAAUUCUUUUUGAGGAGACCCUCUAUCAGAAGACAGCUUCUGGUAAGCCCUUUGUUGAGCUUUUGAAGGAAGGUGGAGUUCUCCCUGGUAUCAAGGUCGACAAGGGCACUGUUGAGCUUCCUGGUACCAAUGGUGAGACCACCACCCAGGGUCUUGAUGGCCUUGCUCAGCGUUGCCAGAAGUACUAUGAAGCUGGUGCUCGAUUUGCCAAAUGGCGUGCUGUGCUCAAGAUUGGCGCAACCGAGCCAUCGCAGCUGGCCAUCAAUGAUAAUGCCAAUGGUUUGGCCCGAUAUGCUAUCAUCUGCCAGGAAAACGGCUUGGUUCCCAUAGUUGAGCCAGAGAUUCUGGUUGAUGGACCCCAUGAUAUUGAGAAGUGUGCUGAUGUGACUGAACGUGUGCUUGCUGCUGUUUACAAAGCUCUAAAUGAUCACCAUGUCCUGCUUGAGGGAACUUUGUUGAAGCCCAACAUGGUGACCCCAGGAUCUGAGGCACCAAAGGUUGCACCAGAGGUGAUUGCUAAGUACACUGUUACGGCACUACAGCGAACUAUGCCUCCUGCAGUUCCCGCAGUUGUUUUCUUGUCUGGUGGUCAGAGUGAGGAGCAGGCAACCCUCAACCUCAAUGCAAUGAACAAAUACAAGGGAAAGAAGCCAUGGAGUCUUUCCUUCUCCUUUGGGCGGGCUCUUCAGCAGAGCACUCUCAAGACUUGGGCUGGAAAGCGGGAAAAUUUUGAGAAGGCUCAGGCUGCCUUCCUUUCCAGGGCCAAGGCAAACUCAGAGGCAACUCUGGGAAUUUACAAGGGCGAUGCAAAACUCAGUGAGGGUGCCUCGGAGAGCCUUCAUGUGAAGGACUAUAAGUACUGAUGAAGUCAAGCUUCUGGCUGUUGGCGAUUUCUUUUGGAGAGUUGAUGCGGUAUGUUUUGGGCUUGUUCUAUUCUCAGGCAUAGGGUUAGGGCACUUUUUCAAUGCUUUUUGUUAUCUCAGUCCUUAUAGGAUGGUGGUGGAAUAAUAAAGCUCGAGGAGCAUUCGCUUGUUGAGCUUGGGUUUUUCAGCCAAGAACUUCUUAUAUCUUAUGUUUCUAUUUGCUUUCUAAACAAAGUAUUAUGAGUCAAAUGACUGUCGUUUCAUUCUACAA